This is a messenger RNA of Tripterygium wilfordii, 1155 nucleotides long. RefSeq names its product aspartic proteinase CDR1-like. The transcript is spliced from 3 exons. Gene Ontology annotation, molecular function: aspartic-type endopeptidase activity. NCBI's taxonomy places the organism in Eukaryota, Viridiplantae, Streptophyta, Magnoliopsida, Celastrales, Celastraceae. Gene Ontology annotation, cellular component: extracellular region. The record is from RefSeq and is a predicted model, not a curated record. Gene Ontology annotation, biological process: proteolysis. The coding region runs from base 1 to 1155 and encodes 384 amino acids.
AUGGCUCGUGGUUCUUUCAAUGGAGAAGAAAAUAGUUUGAGAGGUCAACUUAUUCAUCGGAAUUCAACAGAAUCUGCAUUUUACAAUAGUUCUGGCACUCUGUCAGAACUCAUCAAAGAUGCUAUUUUACGAUCUCUUGAUAGAGCCAACUUCUUCCAUUCGUCUAUUCAUAUCAAAGAAAAAACAAUUAUGCCAACGUUAGUUCGACGUACUAGUGACUAUUUUGUGAGGAUUUAUGUUGGCUCUGAACAAGUUGAAGUCCUUGCUCUUGUAGACACAGGGAGUGAUCUUAUAUGGAUAAGAUGUCUACCCUUUGAUACAAAGGCCUUGUUUAAUCCCCACAAAUCCACUACCUAUAAACCCAUUUUUCGUGAUGAUUCUUUUUGCAGGCAUGUGCCGAUGUGGAGGAAUGCACCCCAUUGCCUAUACAAUUUUACUUACUUAGAUGGGUCAUAUUCAUUAGGUAUGUUGAGUAAUGAAACUUUCUACUUAAAUGACACUACUACCGAUGGUAGAGCUAAUUCUUUCCCUCAAUUAGUGUUUGGAUGUGGUCACAAAAAUCACUUGCCUUUUAAGAGUGGUCAUGCUCAAGGUGUCGUUGGCCUUGGUCGUGGUAAUAAGAUUAAAUUUGGAGUGGGAGCAAAGAUCACUGGGCCAGGAAUUGUUGCAUCUAACCUUACAAUCACACAUCCUUCUAUCUUCUACUUCCUCGGUCUUAAAAGUAUUAGCAUUGGAGAUAAGAGAACAAUAAUAAGUCAAACCCUAGGUAAUAUCAUAAUCGAUUCUGGAACACCCCUUACCACAUUGCAUUCAAGCUUUUACAAUGAUUUAGAAGUUAUCGUCAAAAAAAUUAUUGGUGUAGACCCAAUAUCAAAUCCACCAGGAAAUUUAAAAUUGUGCUAUGAACCAAGCUUUGUUGAAGAUGUUUCUUUUCCAGAAAUGACAUUUCAUUUUGAUGGUGCAGACCUUCGUUUACUACCUAUAAACACAUUUAUGGAAUAUAAAGGUUUCCAAUGUAUGAUGAUAAUCUCAGAUGAUAACCUUUCGAUUUUUGGAAGUUUGGCACAAGUGAAUUUUCAAAUAGAGUUUGACCUCGAGGAAAAGCGAAUUUUAUUUGCUCCAACAGAUUGCACCACGUUUGGGCUGAGAGAUUAG